Zingiber officinale is the source of this 1899-nucleotide messenger RNA. Its product is annotated as protein trichome birefringence-like 14. The record is from RefSeq and is a predicted model, not a curated record. The transcript is spliced from 6 exons. Gene Ontology annotation, molecular function: O-acetyltransferase activity. Bases 390 to 1751 code for a protein of 453 amino acids. Gene Ontology annotation, cellular component: Golgi apparatus. NCBI's taxonomy places the organism in Eukaryota, Viridiplantae, Streptophyta, Magnoliopsida, Zingiberales, Zingiberaceae.
GGGGAAAAGGACAACACUAGAAUCCAGCGGCUCUGGAGUGAAAGGGUAGGACGAUCAACAGUGGCACCGCUUUCCUUUCGUGCUCCGACGGAGAACUUAACGGCUGACCGUUCUCUUCUCCGUCUCCUCCUCACACCUUCUCAUCCACUCUUUCUCCUGCUCUCCCUCUUCCUCUUUGCUCCCCGUCCAAUCCAUCCAUCGCCGCAGCCACCGCAGUCUUCAGCCGCUCAGAUUAGAUCCCGCCCUGCCCCGGGUUCUUGAACUGUCUCUUUCAAGAUCGCUGUCGUUCCUUAUUGAAGCGUAUCCGUCUGAGUUUAUCCCUGAAAGACACGUAUGAUGUGAUAUCCAAAUUCUUAUGCCAAGAGGUGAUUUCAUUUGUUUGUAGAGGGAUGAAAUUGGGACUAAAUGGACUGGUAGGUAAGCAGCUUUCACUCACACUUGUCAUCAUCUUCACAACACUCCUUAUUUGGAAAUGGGUGAGAACGCCAUACGAAGAUUCUUUCCACCAGCUACAGGACCUGGAUUUGUUUUCUCAAGUUGCUAAGGUAGACUAUGCGAAUCAGCAUCCUUUAGCCGAGGAAGACUUCCCUAAUGCUGAGAUAGCUGGCCAUCAUACAAGUGAAACUGUGGUUCAAGUUGUCAGUGAUAAUAUUGUUGGCCCUACAACAGCUAGUAAACAAACAGAAGAUGCUAAGGGUUUUCAGUCACAGAUCAGAGAAGACAAAGUAUGUAACUUUGCAAAGGGAAAAUGGGUGGCUGGCAAGGGAAGACCUUUGUAUUCAGGUUUUGAAUGUAAACAGUGGCUCUCUGAGCCUUGGGCAUGUAGAUUGACUCAGCGUACAGAUUUCUCCUAUGAAAAAUUCAGAUGGGAACCAGAAAAUUGUGAUAUGCCAGAGUUUGACGGCACCAAUUUCUUGAGAAGGAUGCAGGACAAAACUAUUGCACUUGUAGGGGAUUCCUUGGGAAGACAGCAAUUUCAAUCGCUCAUGUGUAUGGUCACUGGUGGUAAAGAAAGGCCAGAUGUUGAAGAUGUUGGACUACAGUAUGGUUUUACCAUGGGCCUGAACGACAAACGACCCAAUGGUUGGGCUUACUGGUUCCCGUUCACAAACACUACCAUCUUGUACUACUGGUCCGCGACGCUCUGUGAUGUGGAACCUCUGAAUGUGUCAGAUCCAGCCACUAGUUAUGCCAUGCAUCUUGAUCGACCAACAUCAUUUUUGAAGCAAAAUCUCCAUAAAUUUGAUGUUCUGGUUCUUAACACUGGCCACCACUGGAACAGAGGGAAGCUUAGAGCUAAUAGGUGGGAAAUGUUUGUUAAUGGAACACCCAACACUGACAGAAGGCUUGCAGCCAUGGGUAGUGCCAAAGAUUUUGCAGUUCACAGGGUUGUCGAGUGGUUAGAUAGCCAGCUACCGCAUCAUCCAAGACUGAAAGCAUUUUUCCGUUCGAUAUCUCCUAGGCAUUUUUUUAAUGGAGAGUGGAAUUCUGGUGGUACUUGUGAUAAUACCAAACCCCUGACUGGAGGAAAUGUGGUUUCACAAGAUGCUGCUAUUGAUGCUGCCGCGGCGAGUGCAGUCAAUGGCACAAGGGUUGUGCUUUUGGAUAUCACUGGGUUAUCUCAACUGAGAGAUGAAAGUCACAUAUCCAAGUACAGUAUCAAAGGCACUGAAGGUGUUCAGGAUUGCUUGCAUUGGUGCUUGCCUGGUAUACCUGAUACAUGGAAUGAGGUCCUGGCCGCUCAGCUUUAACGCGAUCGAGCAUUUCUGCCAUUGUUUUGUCUGAACUGGAAAUAUUCCGGCAGAUCCAAUGUUUUGCUCCAAUGUUCAUUUUUACCUCGCCAACUGAUGGUUUUUGUUUGACGGGCAAGAACCUUUUAUAUCAUGAAAAUUUUAUAUA